GAGCAGCGUUUCCGUGUUGUUGUGUCUGACGACUGUCGUUGUGUCGGUGGCGGAUUUUGGUCCACGGUAGGUGUCGCGUGUCUCCUUGAAGCCUUCAGCUGCUCUCCGCCGUCUCCGAGAGCCGCGCAGGAGCUUCUGGAGCGGGCGGAAAGACGCGGAUCAGCGCCACUUUAGUGGCGUCUGCUCCUGAAACGGGCUGACAAAACCUCGGCAAGAUAGCGAGGAUGUAGCCCGCAUUACCGAAUAAACAUAGCAGUGCUCCAGUGAGCGUGAGGAGACGUUUGUGGUCAUGGCAACAGCAUCUGAACCAGCAGAAUGCUGAAGCUGCUCCUUUGGCGCUCUUUACACAGGUAAAACACGCACACACAGACAAAGACAGACAGGUGUCAGCUGUCCAUCUUCAUGUCAGUUUCAGGCGUUUCCUAGAAGAAGCGCUUUUAAAGUUGGAAUGAAGCUAGAGGGAAUUGACUCACUGCGUCCUUCCAUGUUCUGUGUGAUGACUGUUGCAGAGGUGAUUGGCUGCCGUCUGCGCGUACACUUUGAUGGCUACUCGGAGUGCUAUGACUUCUGGGUAAACAGCAACUCAGCUGACAUCAGACCGGCGGGCUGGUGUCACAGAAACAAACGCAGGCUUCACCCACCCAAAGGUUACAGUGAGAGUGAUUUUGAUUGGUCGCUGUAUCUGCAGUCCACUGGAGCUCAGGCCGCACCCCCGAGCCUCUUCACCUGUCACACGGCCUCAUGCGACUUCCACGUGGGCAUGAAGUUGGAGGCGGUGGAUAAAAAAAAUCCAGGCCUGGUUUGUGUGGCGUCAGUCGCCGACGUCGUUGACGAUCGCGUCCUCGUUCAUUUCGACAACUGGGACAACUCUUACGACUACUGGUGCGAGAGCAGCAGUCCUUUGAUUCGUCCCGUCGGCUGGUGUGAAGAACACGGACGAGCUUUGACCGCACCGCGCGCUCACCCCGAGAACUUCACCUGGGAGGAAUACCUGCGAGAAACUGCUUUAGAAGCUGCUCCCAGAUCAGCUUUUACCACGUUAACUGGGAUGAGGACUCCUGUGUCCCAUCAGAGAGCUCCGCACGGUUUUCAGAUCAACCAAAGACUGGAGGCUGUCGAUAAGAGGAACCCCAUGCUGAUUCGUGUUGCCACGGUAACAGCAACAGAAGACUACAGAGUCAAGGUACACUAUGACGGCUGGUCUCCUCAGUUUGACGUGUGGUGUGACAGUGACCUCACUGACCUCCAUCCAGUGGGCUGGUGUCAACGCACAGGUCAUCCGCUCGAGGUGCCGCCAGAGCGGUCUACAUCCCCCUCCCACUCUCAGGGUGUGUGUCCUACACCAGGCUGCCGAGGAGUGGGACACAUCAAAGGACCAAAAUACACUGGACACCACAGUGCCUUCGGCUGUCCGUACUCGGAUAUUAAUACACGUAAGGAGCUGCUGCUUCCUGAUAGGCUCGGAGGAGUUACCAUACAUCACCCUGGCAACCAGUCAGAAGGCAGGGGGGGCGCAGAGGUGAAGACAGACUGUGGAGACUCUCUGGUGUCUCCUGUGGUGAAAAGGAGAAGAAUGACUGACAGGCUACCCAGGACGACCAAAUUGCUGCCAGUGAAACAGCAGGAGGAGGAGCUUAACAUUCAAGCCUGUGGUCCAGAGGUCCUCCAUCAGUCUGUCUUCCUGUCCGCCAUGUCGGCACCGCCCACCUGCUGGGAGCAACACCGCAAACUGCUGCCGGGUGUCACCAAAGUUCACUCCAAUGCCGUCCGCCACUGGAGCGUGCAGCAGGUGUGUGCGUUUGUGGAGUCACUUCCUGGCUGCGAGGACUUGGCCAAACAAUUCAGCGAUGAGCAAAUAGAUGGGCGGGCCUUCCUUCUGCUCACUCAACGAGACAUCAUCACAAUCAUGUCAAUCAAACUCGGUCCCGCCCUCAAGAUUUACAAUUCUAUCUUGAUGUUGAAACAUGAUGAAUGCAAAUCACAUGACAAAGACAAGAACCAAUUACAUGAAGUUGACAAGAACCAAUCAGGUCAUGAAGAUAUUGAGCAAAAACAUGAAAUUGACAAGAACCAAUCGGAUGAUGAAUAUAAGAACCAAUCACACGACAUGGACAAGAACCAAUCAGGUGAUGACGACAAGGCUCAAAAGUGUGAAACUGACGAGCACCAAUCAGAUGAUGAAAAUGAGAAUCAAUCACAUGAUAUGGACAAGAAGCAAUCAGGUCAUGAAGAUAUUGAUCAAAAACAUGAAAUUGACAAGAGCCAAUCAGAUGAUGAUUAUAAGAACCAAUCACAUGACAUGGUCAAGAACCAAUCAGGUCAUGAUGACAAGGCUCAAAAAUUUGAAAUUGACAAGCACCAAUCAGAUGAUGAUGAGAAUCAAUCACUUAUGGACAAGAACCAAUCAGGAAAUGAAGAUAUUGAUCAAAAACAUGAAGUUGACAAGAACCAAUCAGGGGAUGAAGGUAAAAAACAGUCACAUUAUGUAGACAGGAACCAAUCCUAUGAUGAGGACAAGAACCAACCUGCUGACGACAAGAACCAAUCACUUGAGGAAGACGAGAACCAAUCACGUAACGAAGAACCAAUCAGUUGACAAGGACAUGGACACUUCUUUGUUAGGUUCCUCUUUCUGUUAUCGUAAUCUUUAAAUUUCCAUCAAAUUGAAACUUCUGAAGUCAUGUCAGCUGUUAAUUUGGUGUACAAAGCUGUUUCGGGUGUUCCCCCCAGAGUCAGCUGGGAUAGGCUCAGGCUCACCCACGACUAGCGCUAUAGAAAAUGGGUGACUAGAACAUUAUUUGUCGUGGAAUACAUUUUCUUAUGCACUCAAACUGGGGAGGACAAACUGCGGUCCAAACCUAACCCAUAAAAGACAUUCCCGCCUAGCGUUUAGCUAGUAUUAGCUUGCUAGAAGGUAAAAAUUAUAACCAUUAGCACAUGCUAGUAUGUAGCAUAGCACAUUAACCCCAGCUGCUUGGUGAGCUCAUUCAUUCGAAUGUUCAUUAGCUGUGUUGUGAUGUCAUCACAGUUGAUACUUAUAUUUUUGCUCUAUAAUAUGCUUAAGAGGUUUCUAUUUUCCAGUCUCUUUGUUGGUAUAUCUAGAUCUAUAUUUCUAUUUCUGUCUUGGAGAGCCUGCACUCAGGGAGACCAAGUCACCUUUAAUGUUUCGCUUGCUGCAUCCAAAAUCCAAUGGAGUUAACAACUAAAAUUAAUCGUCUUAAUGCACAUUUCACGUGCUACAUGUUGUCAUGGAACUGUUCUUACAUCGUGACCUCAGUGUUAGCACUGCUGUAUUAGCAUGCCACUUUGAACGCAGCUGUGGAAACUGUCCUCAGGUUGCCAUGGUAACAACGGCUAUCCCAAUACUUUAAGAAAUUUCCUGGUGGAGAGCUGUUCAUUCAUCAGUGAUUUAUAUAGCUGCAGAUGCUAGCUCCUGCUAUAUGUCUGAGAGCGGUGACACUGAACUGUUGGUCCCAUCGGGAACGACUUUAGGACUCCCCAGGAAUACGUGUCUAAUCAGGAACAGCUUCAUGACUUACUAGGAACAAGCAGGUAUAAUCAGGAACAAUUUCAGGACUAACUAGGAACAAGCAGAUACAUUCAGGAACAUCUUGAGGACGCACUAGGAAUGAGCAGGUCUAAGCAGCCGAGACAGACUCCUGACGACACGACUAGCAGAAGAUGAUAAGAUGUUGAGCUAAUUACAAAUGAUGUAGCUAAAAAAUAAAAUUGUGUU
Messenger RNA from Phycodurus eques (leafy seadragon), 3736 nucleotides. Its product is annotated as lethal(3)malignant brain tumor-like protein 4. Gene Ontology annotation, biological process: regulation of DNA-templated transcription. The transcript is spliced from 17 exons. Gene Ontology annotation, molecular function: protein binding; zinc ion binding. Gene Ontology annotation, cellular component: nucleus. Lineage: Eukaryota; Metazoa; Chordata; Actinopteri; Syngnathiformes; Syngnathidae. The record is from RefSeq and is a predicted model, not a curated record. The coding region runs from base 449 to 2596 and encodes 715 amino acids.